AUGCCACCUUUUCGUCGUAUACUUUCACGACCCGUUGUAAUUACCAAUAAUACCAAUAAUAAUAAGAACACCCGAACAAAUAUACAAACUUCUUUAAACAAACCACGAAGGUUGCAUAAAUUUGGUCUACAUUUUCAAGAAACAGCUUCAACUAUUCGUCACACUUUAAAACCUCCUUCCAUUUGUUCUUAUUGUAAUGCCAAGCUUUUCUCUGGUGAAACUGAAGGAAUUUGCUGUAUUAGCGGGAAAGUUAGAUUGGCUUCAACUGAACAAGUUGCACAAUUAAGAGAUUUAUUUAUGAGACUUGAUGAAAUGGGAAAUGAGUUCCCUGACCAUGGCUUAGAUCAACGAAUAUAUAAUACUCCAACAGCUUCACAAGUUGCAGGUAUUUGGGUAGAAGGUCAUGAACCCUUAGAUCGUAUGAAACGGGAUAUUAUUAUAAAAUCAAAAUCUAAUAGUUUACAACAUGUCUCUGAACUAAACG
This is a messenger RNA of Racocetra persica, 484 nucleotides long. The record is from the annotation of a GenBank genome assembly. NCBI's taxonomy places the organism in Eukaryota, Fungi, Glomeromycota, Glomeromycetes, Diversisporales, Gigasporaceae.